AUGACCACACGAUCGGAUCCAGACAAGUCCCCACCUAAACAAAAUGACCUCGAUGCAAAAAGCAGUGUUGAUAAAUGCAGCGAUCCCAUACUGAUGGAGGAUCAGCAUCACCCGGCGGAAGUUGUCUCCAUUAAUGAAUUGCUUCCCAAGCAAGAAAUUCAAUUUGACAGAAUGCUGCCUAAUUCUUUCAACUUCAGAAAAUCUAAUAUCUCUUUAUUAUAUGAUCAACUAUUCUGCACCAAUUGGAACUUUCUCGAUAGCAUUCAUGAUGUUGAGGAAGCAUGUGAACAAUUUUAUGCUGCGUUGAACGUAAUUUUUUCUUUUUGUGUCCCAAAGUACUCCACUACCAGAUGUCGUAGACAAUUCCCGCCUUGGUUUAAUGGUAUCAUAAUAAAGGAUAUCAGAACUAAGGAGAUAUUGUUUAGGAGGUUAAAGUUAAAUUCUGAUGAAAUGACCUUACAUGAUUACAAAGCUUUGAGACUCAAAAUUAAAAAAUAUAUAGAUAUUGCUUAUAAAGACUAUGUAAAAAAAACUGAAGAUGAUAUAAAGCGAGACCCGUCAAAGUUUUGGUCAUUUGUCAACAGCAGAAGUCAUGGCUCUAUACCUAAGAAUAUGACUUAUAACGGUUUGGAUAUAAGUGAGCCUCAAGAAAUUCUAAACAGCUUUGCUGACUUUUUCAUGAUCACAGAAAACACCAGAGUAUGCAAUCUGCACUUCGCUGAGGACAGCAUAAUUUGGGAAUCCACCUUCCAUGACGAAAAGACAGGUAGGACCAUUACUGUACCCCUUAAGUAA
This is a messenger RNA of Acanthoscelides obtectus, 795 nucleotides long. The record is from the annotation of a GenBank genome assembly. Lineage: Eukaryota; Metazoa; Arthropoda; Insecta; Coleoptera; Chrysomelidae.